Cloeon dipterum is the source of this 1749-nucleotide messenger RNA. Its product is annotated as probable tubulin polyglutamylase ttll-15. NCBI's taxonomy places the organism in Eukaryota, Metazoa, Arthropoda, Insecta, Ephemeroptera, Baetidae. The coding region runs from base 55 to 1641 and encodes 528 amino acids. Gene Ontology annotation, biological process: protein modification process. The record is from RefSeq and is a predicted model, not a curated record. The transcript is spliced from 9 exons.
ACGAUAAAGUGUGCGUGUCCACGACGUUUGUGCCUCUACAUACAUUUAGGUAAAAUGAGACUAAGGAAAAGCAAACCUGAAAAAACAAAUGCACAAGUCAAUCAGAAACCUUAUAAGGCCAACCAUGCAGAACAAACGCUUGAGCAAGCAAAAGGUCAUAAAAAACUCUAUCUUGCCGCCAUUGCAGUUAUUCUAUUCUUAGCUUGCGUUUCGCUCAUGUUCAGUUCGCAAUAUUCAAUCAGCAGUGUAAUUCUCAGCAAAGAACCUAUCCACAAAGUUUCUCCGAAAAGAAAUUCUAAAAAGCCUAUUGCUGACAAACCAGUUUUGUUCAUAAGAGCAAGUCAAUUUCCGCGAAUUUUGUUCCAUCACGUUAGCAGCGUGUUCCAACGGCUUGGCUACAAAGUCACUUUCAACGGCAAAGACGACUGGGAUGUCAUGUGGACGCACAGCGACCCUUUCGACGAGUUUCCACCCGAUAAGUUAAAGGCACACCAGCUUGUAAAUAAAGUUCCUGGAAUACGCUUCCUCACCUCCAAAUUGCACCUUGCCAUAGCCGGCGGACCUGGAAUACCACCCUCCUUUCAGUUGCUGGAAGACAAAGAGAAGUUUCUCAAAUACGUGGAGGAAAAUCCAAAAGACAAAUUUUUAGUUAAAGGAAAUGCGCACGGCAUGGUCAAGCUUCAACCGUUCAACGAGAUCAACCUCCACUUCAAUUCCAGAACGACAUUUAUUCAAAAAUUUAUCGAUAACCCUCUCUUGAUUGACGGUCACUUCUUCGAUUUCGGCGUGUAUGUGAUCGUCACCUCUGUGAACCCAUUGAGAGUUUAUCGGCUUGAAAAUGAUUUAGGCUACAGAUUUUGCAAGGAGCCGUACCACCCACUUGACGCCGACAAUCCAGCUCAGUAUGUGGUCGGAGAUUUCAAUUUCUGGCCCAGCGUCGAGUUUCCGGCAUCAAAAAAGUACUUGGAUUCGUCAUACAGCUUCAAAAAUGCCCUUGACGCAAACAUUGAAGAGGCUGGCAAGGACCCGAAACGCAUGUGGGAACAAGUGGACCAGUUGAUCAUUCAGGCGUUUCUUCACCGAGAGAAAACUAUUUUAUCUGUCUUCAAAGGCGCGAAGCAUAAGCGGAAUUUUUUCGAACUGGUGCAGUUCGAUUUUAUAGUGGACGAAAACCUCAAUGUUUACUUGACAGAAGUGAACAUGUCUCCGAAUCUCUCGUCGGCUCAGUAUCCGCCGUACGCCAUAAAAUACGAGCAAGUUCUUUUUAGUCUGCUCUCGUUGGUGGGGCUUGCCAGUUUCAUCCACCCACCGCAUCAAAACGAGCAAAUGGCCAAAGAUAUGACCGUGGCCAAUCGGAACAUCAUGGUUUAUCGUGAUGUUUGCGUAGAAUGCAACGACUGCAGCAAAUUCGAGUGCAAAUUGUGCGUGACAUGCUUGGAGGAUGAUUUCGCUGAGGAUUUGAAAAUGGCUUAUAAGGAAAAUAUGAACAAGUAUGAAGCGAAAAGGUUAUUUCCUCCUAAAAUGACACAGGAGGAAGCAAAAUUUGGGAUUCCUACAGAAUAUUCAAAUCUUUCUGAGAAAAAUAUGUUGCAGUUUAGAUGGUACCAGGGAAAGUGUUUGGUCGAUGAUAGCUGGUGUUAGAGCAACAGUUUUCGUCGUGCGAAGAAUGAGCGCCUAUAUAAAUAUAAUGAUUGAAUUUUUCGGUCUGUAAUUUUUCUUGGUAUAUAAAGAGUAAAAUUUCAAACUUUU